GCUGUGCGAUGUGGGGGAGACGGGUGGGUGUGGGCAGAGGGUGUUGGGGGCACUGGGUGGGUUGUGGAGCCACGCGGCGCUGUGACCCCCAGGCGGCCCAGCGGCAUCCCGGAGGCGGACGCCCGCAGCACCUUGGUGCCGUUCCUGCUGAAGCAGCGCUGCUUCCUGCGCCGGGAGCUGAGCCGCAGCCAGGAGGAGAACCGCGCGGCCGCGGCGGCGGUGCUGCAGGGCAGGGAGCGGAUCGCAGCGCUGCAGCGCAGCAUCGCGGAGCUCAGGGCGGCCUGGCAGGACCUCCCCAACCCCACUGCUGUGUGAUCCCAUGGUUCUCUGAUCUUCCAGGACCCCCCCAACCCCACUGUUGUGUGAUCCCAUGGUGCUGUGGUCUUCCAGGACCCUCAGCUUAACCGUUCUGCAGAGUUGGGCUGAGGUGGUCCUGGAAGGACGUAGAAUCAUGGAUUGGGGGGGUCGUGGAAGGCCACUGAAUCGUGGUAUCAUGGAAAGGUCACGUUGGGAAGGUUCUGGAAGACCCAAAACCAUGGAAUCACAGAACGGUUGGGCCGGGAGGGUCCUGGAAGAGCAAAGAACUCUUGACUCAUAGAAUGGUGGGACUGCGAGAGUCCUGGAAGGCCACAAAAUGGCGGCACAGUUGGGGUGGGAAGGUCCUGGAAGAGCACAGAACCACGGCAGUUGGGGGGGGGAUCCGGCACAGGAAAGGAGCGGGGCUGGGGGACGGGGUCCGGAGUGGGCAGGGGGCUGAGCAGGGGGCUGAGCACCUCCGUACAAAGUCGGGCUGCGGGAGCUGGAGAAGAGGAGGCUGGGGGUGAGCUCACUGCAGCCUGCAGCGCCUGAAGGGGAUCGGCGGCAGGAGGGGAACCGACGUUUCGCUCGGGCAGGGAGCGAUGGGGGAACGGAUCUCAGGGGAAGGAGGGAAGGUUUGGCUGGGAUGUCGGGGGAAGCUCUUCAGAGAGAGGCUGCGGGUGCCCCAUCAUCCCUGGGCCGUUCAGGACCAGCUGGGC
Messenger RNA from Meleagris gallopavo (turkey), 1016 nucleotides. Lineage: Eukaryota; Metazoa; Chordata; Aves; Galliformes; Phasianidae. The record is from RefSeq and is a predicted model, not a curated record.